AAGGUCGAUCAAUGUGACAAGUAUUUAUAUUUACUCUGCGAUGAAAUAAUUUUGAAUCUUAAGACCGAAAACGACGCAAAAUCCAGCUAUCAUGCUGUCGUUAAAAGUUGGUAGGCAAGUUUUAGGCGCCUGUAAACUUGUAAACACGCCAUUGCUUCGUUGUUUUCUUCAUACCUCAAAGCCAACUUCAACUUUUGCCAAAGAUCUUUUUCUCGGACGUUGUAACAAGGCGAAAGUUUUCCCAUUUCCGGACCCACUCAAUGAAGAACAACGGGAAACCCUUACAAUGCUCGUUGAACCUGUUGAGAAAUAUUUUCAAGAAAAAGUGGAUUCUGCCGACAUUGACAAGAAAGCCAAAAUUCCCGAAGAUGUUAUGGGAGGACUAAGGGAUCUUGGAUUGUUUGGACUUCUGAUCCCUGAGAAGUAUGGUGGCCUUGGUCUUCUUAACACAAACUAUGCUCGAGUUACUGAAGCCUUCUCUGAUGCUAGCAUAGCUGUUACCCUUAUGGCACAUCAGUCCAUUGGCCUCAAGGGCAUUCUUCUUUGUGGAACGGAAGCACAGAAACAGAAAUACUUGCCAAGACUGGCUUCUGGUGAACAUAUAGCUGCAUUUUGUCUCACAGAACCCUCAAGCGGAAGUGAUGCUGCAUCCAUUCAAACUAGAGCCACGCUUAGUGAUGAUGGAAAACACUUUCUUCUCAAUGGCUCAAAGAUUUGGAUCUCUAAUGGUGGAUGGGCUGAUGUUAUGACUGUCUUUGCCAGGACUCAUAUCACAGAUGCCAAGGGUGAACAGCAGGACAAGAUAACUGCCUUUAUUGUGGAAAGGGAAUUUGGUGGCGUGACGAGUGGCAAACCUGAGGACAAGCUUGGAAUCAGAGGCUCAAACACCUGUGAACUUCAUUUUGAUAACACUCCGAUUCCUGUUGAAAAUGUUCUUGGGGAUGUCGGUGGAGGCUUCAAGGUUGCAAUGAACAUUCUCAACAGUGGUAGAUUUGGUAUUGGAGCAGGAGCUGGUGGAGGACUUAGAAGGUUGAUAGAUGCUGCGGCAGAACAUGCCACAUCAAGAAAACAGUUCAACAGGACAUUAUCAGAAUUUGGACAGAUCCAGGAAAAAUUUGCACGCAUGGCAUUGAAGCAGUACACAAUUGAAUCCAUGUCAUACUUAACAACUGGAUUGUUGGACUGUGGUGAGGAGGAUGCAUCUGUUGAAGCUGCAAUGUGUAAGGUGUAUGGCUCAGAAGGUUUGUGGGUUGGAGUCAAUGAAGCACUGCAGAUAUUAGGAGGACUUGGAUACAUGAAAGAUUAUCCAUAUGAAAGAGUGAUGAGAGAUUCAAGAAUCUUGAUGAUAUUUGAAGGCACAAAUGAAAUCCUUAGAAUGUACAUAGCAUUGACAGGAAUGCAGCAUGCAGGAAAACAAUUACAAGAAAUGGUGAAGUAUAUCAAGAACCCUUUUAGUAAUGUUGAGUUUAUGACUGAAUUCCUUACAAAGAGAGCUCUUUAUGCCUUAGGGCUGAAAGAAAACCUUCAAGGAAUCGCAAGUGUCGCGCAUCCGCAACUGGCGGAAAGUGUUAAAAGGUUGGAAGAGAAUAUUGCUGACUUUGGAAGAAUAUCUGAAAAGUUACUGUCAAAGUUUGGAAAGAAAAUAAUCGAGGAACAGCUGCUGUUGAAAAGAAUGGCAGAUGUUUCCAUCAACUUGUAUGGCAUGACUGCUGUGAUCUCCAGAGCAACAAGGUCUAUUAACCAGGAAUUACCAAGCGCCCAUCACGAGGCACUGCUUGUGGAUACAAUAUGUAAAGAAAAGUACCAUGCCAAUAAUGCGCUCUUUAAAGAAGUCAAAUCAGGUUCCACAAAGAAUGGAGACGAAGAACUGAAGAAAAUUGCUGAAGAAAUAUUCAGCAAGGGGGGCUGCGUGGCACCCCACACUUUGAAUGUAUAACGGCUGAAUAAUUUAUUUGAGAUGUACAUAAUUAUAUAAAUAAAUUAAAGGUUCGAGUUGAAGCAUAGAGAAACCUGAAAAAGUAUUUUCAACUGAAAAUAGCAGAACGAGCAAUUUUGCUGAUUGACUGACAAACACAAGGAGAUGUUUUCUAUGGAAUGAAAAGAAAAAUGUAACGAGAAAAGACCUUAAUACUCUUUUCAUCACAGUAAAUCAAAACAAGAUAAUAUACUGUGAAUCUCGAUAUGUUUAAUUUAUAAAUAAACACGUGAACUUUUAUUUCUUUGAUUGA
This is a messenger RNA of Orbicella faveolata, 2228 nucleotides long. RefSeq names its product complex I assembly factor ACAD9, mitochondrial-like. Gene Ontology annotation, molecular function: flavin adenine dinucleotide binding; acyl-CoA dehydrogenase activity. NCBI's taxonomy places the organism in Eukaryota, Metazoa, Cnidaria, Anthozoa, Scleractinia, Merulinidae. The record is from RefSeq and is a predicted model, not a curated record.